AUGUUGAAGAAUUUCAUUUUGUUAAUAUUUUCACUGCAUUGUGUAUCUUCCAGAACCAUAAAUUACGAGUCGGAUGAUAAAGCUUCAGCCGGAUGCGAAGUUGCAAUAACUGGGGGUCUAGGAGACCCUCAACCUUUGUUCAUUAUCCCUGGGACCAACAAAUUCUUAGAACCUAAAGAUGACUCUGGCAUUUUACGUCUGGAAUACAAUCAAAAAGUAGAGCUAGCAUGCGCUGGAAGUGAAUUUAGCACUUCAAAAAUGCCUUGGUUUUGGUGGCUGACUGGGGCCGUAUAUGUUGAAACUAUGAUGGCUACUUGUAUUGAGGGCAGCUCUUUCGAAUUGCCUUGGGGCAAGUCGAAUAUCAGCACAGCCCGUUGUGUUUCGAACCCGUAUCACGAAGCCAAACCCACGGGUUGCAGAUGCGGUAGAAGAGAAAGCCGAUCCGAAAUCUAUGAAAUAGGCUUUCAAUUAUCGUCCGGAAGAGUUUUAAAAUUGUUCGACCUAUGUCAUGACAGGGAUAUGGCAGAGACUCUAUAUAGUCAUCAUAAAAUGACACCUGCCAAUGCGGGAUAUCAGCAUUCUGUGCCUAGGCCAAACUUUAUUCAAGGAAAGCACUAUGAUUUUUCAGUUGAUAACGCUUAUAAAACCAUAAAUUACGAGUCGGAUGAUAAAGCUUCAGCCGGAUGUGAAGUUGCAAUAACUGGGGGUCUAGGAGACCCUCAACCGUUGUUCAUUAUCCCUGGGACCGACAAAUUCUUAGAACCUAAAGAUGACUCUGGCAUUUUACGUCUGGAAUACAAUCAAAAAGUAGAGCUAGCAUGCGCUGGAAGUGAAUUUAGCACUUCAAAAAUGCCUUGGUUCUGGUGGCUGACUGGGGCCGUCUAUGUUGAAACUAUGAUGGCUACUUGUAUUGAGGGCAGCUCUUUCGAAUUGCCUUGGGGCAAGUCGAAUAUCAGCACAGCCCGUUGUGUUUCAAACCCGUAUCACGAAGCCAAACCCACGGGUCGCAGAUGCGGUAGAAGAGAAAGCCGAUCCGAAAUCUAUGAAAUAGGCUUUCAAUUAUCGUCCGGAAGAGUUUUAAAAUUGUUCGACCUAUGUCAUGACAGGGAUAUGGCAGAGACUCUAUAUAGUCAUCAUAAAAUGACACCUGCCAAUGCGGGAUAUCAGCAUUCUGUGCCUAGGCCAAACUUUAUUCAAGGAAAGCACUAUGAUUUUUCAGUUGAUAACGCUUAUAAGAGAAAGUCUCAGAAGUCAAUGAUCGCAAAAAUUCUAAAUUCAACUAAACUGGCAAACCAACUAGUGCACGAUACGAACGAUUACUUCAUGGCCCGUGGACACCUGGCCGCUAAGGUGGAUUUUAUAUACGGUUCGCAGCAGCGCGGAACGUUCUAUUUCUUGAACGUUGCGCCCCAAUGGCAGACAUUUAACGGGGGCAACUGGGAACGCGUCGAGUCCUCGGUGAGGAAUUUUGUGAGCGCCAGAGGAAUCGAGGUUGAUCUCUACACGGGCACAAACGGUAUCUUGACAUUCCCAAACGAAAAAGGCGAGCAAAAAGAGAUCUAUCUGAAUUUCGACAAUAACGCAAAUCCUAGAUUACCCGUUCCGAAAGUUUACUACAGAAUCAUUUACGAACCUAAGACCAAGUUGGGUGUGGUGUUGAUAGGUGUGAAUAAUCCGUACGCCAGUUUAGAUGAGAUUAGAAAGGACUAUGUCUACUGCACCGACGUAAUCUCUAAACUCGAUUGGUUGCAUUUUGAUUCAAAGGAUGUGAAACGAGGUUAUACGUAUGCAUGUGAGGUGCCUGAGUUCUUGAAAACGGUUCCGGACGCACCUCAAUUAGAUGUUAAAGGACUCUUAUUGUGAUAACUGAUGGAAGUUUCAAUAUAAUAGUUUAUUUAUAAAAACAUUAUUUAUUUUAUUUUAUAUUUUGUAAUAGAUAUAGUCC
Ctenocephalides felis (cat flea) is the source of this 1945-nucleotide messenger RNA. RefSeq lists its product as uncharacterized. Gene Ontology annotation, biological process: apoptotic DNA fragmentation. Lineage: Eukaryota; Metazoa; Arthropoda; Insecta; Siphonaptera; Pulicidae. The transcript has 8 exons. Gene Ontology annotation, molecular function: metal ion binding; nucleic acid binding; single-stranded DNA endonuclease activity. The record is from RefSeq and is a predicted model, not a curated record. Bases 1 to 1863 code for a protein of 620 amino acids. Gene Ontology annotation, cellular component: nucleus; mitochondrial inner membrane.